This is a messenger RNA of Pelecanus crispus (Dalmatian pelican), 1699 nucleotides long. NCBI's taxonomy places the organism in Eukaryota, Metazoa, Chordata, Aves, Pelecaniformes, Pelecanidae. The record is from RefSeq and is a predicted model, not a curated record.
AUGGAUGCAGCCCUGGUCUCCAGGAGGCAAAGCAUCCCAGAGGAGUUCAGAGGGGUCACCAUCGUGGAGCUGAUUAAGAAGGAAGGAAGCACCCUUGGGUUAACCAUUUCAGGUGGCACGGACAAAGAUGGAAAGCCAAGAGUCUCCAAUCUGAGGCCAGGAGGACUGGCUGCAAGAAGUGACCAGCUGAACGUUGGAGAUUACAUCAAAUCAGUGAAUGGCAUUAACCUGACGAAACUGCGGCACGAUGAGAUCAUAAGCCUGCUGAAAAAUGUGGGCGAAAGGGUAGUGCUGGAAGUAGAGUAUGAGCUUCCGCCAGCCGUGCCAGAGAGCAGUGCUGGCAUUAUUCCCAAGACCAUCGAGGUGUCCCUCUACAAGGAAGGCAACAGCUUUGGCUUCGUGCUGAGAGGGGGAGCCCAUGAAGACUGGCACAAGUCCAGACCGCUGGUGCUCACCUACGUGAGGCCAGGUGGCCCAGCAGACAGGGAAGGGUCCUUGAAAAUUGGGGACAGGCUGCUGAGCGUUGAUGGGAUCCCUCUGCACAGCAUGACCCAUGCUGACGCCCUCAACAUCCUGCGGCAGUGCAGCCAGGAGGCACUCUUCCAGAUCGAGUAUGAUGUGACCAUCAUGGAUACUGUAGCAAAUGCUUCAGGUCCUUUACUAGUUGAAAUAGCAAAGACUCCAGGGUCUACACUAGGAAUCACACUGACGACAACCACGCACCGGAACAAGCAGGUCAUUGUCAUCGACAAGAUCAAGCCGGCCAGCGUGGUGGACAGAUGUGGCGCAUUGCAUGUUGGCGACCAUAUUCUCUCCAUUGAUGGCACAAGCACAGAGCACUGCUCCUUAUUAGAGGCAACUCAGCUCUUAGCUGCCACUUCGGAAAAUGUCAAGCUGGAGAUAUUACCUGUUCACCAAAGCAGGCUGCCUUUGAAGCCUCCAGAAACAGUCAAGGUGCAGAAGAGCGACCACCACCACUGCUGGGACCCCUGUGUCAACUACUGUCAUACCCACCACCCCGGGCACUGCAAGACACCCACAUGGAACCAGACGUCCGGACAGGAUUACUGCAAAUCUCUGGUGGCUGCCACCUUCUCGUCUCCCACCAUGAAUGCGCAGGGCUUCCCCUGCCAGAACUCAAACACACUACCUCGCAGCUCCCACCCCAUGAGCCCCCGCACCACCAUGCUGAGGAGGAGGCAGAAGAAGAAGGAGCACAAGAGCUCACUGUCACUGGCCUCCAGCACGGUGGGUCCUGGCGGGCAGAUAGUCCACACGGAGACAACAGAGGUGGUGCUCAGGGGAGACCCUUUGAAUGGCUUCGGACUUCAGCUCCAGGGAGGCAUCUUUGCUACUGAAACCCUGUCUUCCCCACCUCUCGUCCGUUUUAUUGAGCCUGACAGCCCGGCAGAGAGGUUAGAGACCUUGCCCUUGGAUGCUGAUGGUGCUGCUGCUGAACAUUUCAUGGUUUGGUGUGGGCUGCUGCAAGUAGGAGACAGAGUCCUUUCUAUCAAUGGCAUUGCGACUGAGGAUGGGACUAUGGAGGAAGCUAAUCAGCUUUUACGUGAUGCCGCGCUCACGAACAAAGUGGUGCUCGAGAUUGAAUUUGAUGUCGCAGAGUCUGUCAUACCCAGCAGCGGUACUUUCCACGUUAAAUUGCCCAAGAAAAGGGGUGUAGAGCUUGGAAUUACAAUCAGCU